CCAUUUUCUUUGUGUGAAGCGCUGGAGCGCGGAGGUGUUUUCGCAGGCAGUGUUCCCUUGUGUUGACGAGUUCCCCCAGCAAGUAUGGCAUCUCGCAAGAAAGUGUUGCUGAAAGUAAUUAUCCUUGGGGAUUCGGGAGUUGGAAAAACUUCUUUAAUGAAUCAAUAUGUCAAUAAGAAGUUUAGUAACCAAUAUAAAGCGACAAUAGGAGCAGACUUUUUGACUAAGGAAGUAAUGGUGGAGGAUAGAAUAGUCACUAUGCAGAUUUGGGAUACUGCUGGACAAGAGAGGUUUCAAUCGUUAGGAGUGGCUUUUUAUAGAGGCGCAGACUGUUGUGUACUGGUAUUUGAUGUAUCAGCACCAACUAGCUUCAAAUCUCUAGAUUCAUGGAGGGAUGAAUUUUUAAUUCAAGCCUCGCCUCGAGAUCCAGAUAACUUUCCGUUUGUCGUGCUCGGGAAUAAAGUAGAUCUUGAAUCAAGAGCAGUCUCAAGCAAGAGAGCACAACAGUGGUGUCAAUCUAAGAACAAUAUUCCAUAUUUUGAAACUAGUGCAAAAGAGGCUAUUAAUGUCGAGCAAGCUUUCCAAACGAUAGCUAAGAAUGCUUUAGCUCAAGAAAGUGAAGUCGAACUUUACAAUGAAUUCCCGGAUCAAAUCAAAUUGACCAACGACCAAAGAAGCAAUGGUAGAGGUGAUUCAUGUGCUUGCUAGGUCUUGGAACAGUGGUAAUAUCUCAAAUGACUAAUAAAGAAUGCACAGGUCGGAUACACUCACAUCACCUGCGGCAUAAAGAACGCGGAGAAUAUAUUGCGAUGAGCUUUAUGUGUGCAGGAAGUCAUGAAAUUUCUUUCUUUAUCUCAACGUAUUAUUGUACAAUCUUCCUCUGUGUCCAUAAAACAAAAAAAAAAACAUCUCAAUAUAAUUCUUAAAAUAAUUUUGUUGAAACAGUCACAUUAGUGCACGAUAAAAAAAUAACGAGUUAAAUUUAUACAUAAAGGAAAUAUGUACAAACUAUCUCGAUAUAUGCAUACAUAUAAUUGUUUUUAUAAACGUGUGUGGGAGUAAGAUACAUUUAUCCGACUUCCUGACCUCUGAAAUAUCGCAAUUUUGAAUUAUGUACUCCCGCUGGACUUGACUUGUCA
Messenger RNA from Cyphomyrmex costatus, 1139 nucleotides. RefSeq names its product RAS oncogene family member Rab7 (gene Rab7). The record is from RefSeq and is a predicted model, not a curated record. Bases 85 to 708 code for a protein of 207 amino acids. Gene Ontology annotation, biological process: endosome to lysosome transport; phagosome-lysosome fusion. Lineage: Eukaryota; Metazoa; Arthropoda; Insecta; Hymenoptera; Formicidae. Gene Ontology annotation, molecular function: GTPase activity; GTP binding. The transcript has 5 exons. Gene Ontology annotation, cellular component: phagocytic vesicle; late endosome; lysosome.